UAACAAUCUUGUGAAGUCAAUGAAUCAAAAUACAUGUAGGAACAGCUACAUUACGUGUGCGUGCAUACGGCUUAUUGAACACCCUUAAAUUGCGAAUGUGAUGUAUUCGUUCGACGUGAAGUAGACAGUGCGUGGUGUCACAUAAUAUUACAUGAGCUGUACUUUCAAGUUCGAGUUGGAUGUCGUAAUCACUACCCUGCUCAAUGACUGCACAUGCCGUUUUGAAUUAAAUAUAAGAUAAGUAGUUUUAGGUGUCGACAUAUCGCGAAGUAAACUAAACAGCUUAUAAAAGUAAUGAUAAUAUAAAUAUUAUCAGGCGUGUGAGAUUACUCGGUGUAUCGCGGCAGUAGCUCACGAUGGCGGCUCGGGAGGAGAAAGGUUUCGUAGACCUGGACAGUAUUCUGGUGGAGGAGAUUGGCCAGUUCGGGAAGUUCCAGCUACGGACACUGCUGCUCACUGUCAUCGUGGUCAUCUUCGCAGCCUUCCAUGCGGAGUACGUGUUCACUACGGCGAGAAUCGAAACCAGAUGUUUGAUCCCGGAGUGCGAUGGUGAGCAGCCAGAGUUCUCUCCACCGUGGCUCAGUAAGGCUGUGCCUACAACUGAGGACUCGUUUGACAACUGCCAACGGUUCGGCAACGCGACCGUCCUGCCGCGGGCCGACAGCUGUCCGGCUGAGCUGUUCGACAGGGACAGGCUGUUGCCCUGCGACCAAUAUGUGUACCAGAACCAGUUGAGUGUUGUGUACGACUACGACUUAGGAUGCGACGAAUGGCGUCGCUCAUUGAUCGGGUUCGUGCGUACGUUUGGUACGCUAACGGCGCUCCCUAUCACCGGCUACAUCUCCGACCGCUGGGGGCGACGCAUUGCACUUACUAUCAAUGCCUUCAACACCGGCUGGAUUGGAGUCACCAGGUACUGGGCCAACACAUACAUGGGCUUCAUGAUCUCAGAAUUUGUGGAAGCGACUUUCGGAGCCGGGGUCUUCUCAUGUAUUUAUAUUUUGGUUCUGGAGCUCGUAGGUCCGAAAUAUCGAGUCAUCGCUGGAGCAAUUCUAAAUACAUUCUUUGCUGUGGGGCAGGUGAUCAUGGGGCUCAUUGCUUGGGCCGUACCUGCGUGGAGACCGCUUACUCUGGCGCUAUAUAUACCACAACUGUUCACUAUCGCAUACUUCUGGAUCGUGCCAGAGUCUGUACGUUGGUACAUGAGCAAGAGUAGAUAUGAAGAGUCAGAGGCUCUGCUCAAAGAGGUUGCAAGGGUAAACAAAAAACAAUUGUCGGAGAAGUCGUUGCAGGCGUUGAGGGAUACUGCUGAGUUAGAGAAGCAGCGUGAGGCUGAAAGGAAGGCGCAGAAUGUCCGCGAGCCCUGGCUGGUGGUGAAGGUGUUCCAGCACAAGCGGGUGUUGUUCCGAUGCUUCGUGUCUCCGCUGUGGUGGAUCAGUAUGACGCUCAUCUACUACGGGCUGUCCAUCAACGCAGUCAACAUGUCUGGUAACGUGUACGUCAACUACAUGGCGGUAUCAGCGGCUGAGAUCCCAGGGUUCUGGAUAGCCGUGCUGUUGCUACCCAUCGUCGGGAGGAAGCCGGUGCUCAUAGCGGGCUUCUGGCUGUGUGCUGGGUGUCAAGUGGCGUAUAUUCUAAUGCCUAGUGACAUGUUCGGGCUAUCACUGACCGUGUACCUUAUCGGCAAGAGCAGUAUCUCCGCGGUGGUGACGUCACUGUACAUGUACACGGCGGAGUUGUACCCCACGGAGUGUCGCCACAACUUGUUCGCGUUCUCCUCCAUGGUGGGCAGGAUAGGGUCCAUCACGGCACCGCUCACACCAGCUAUUGGUGCGGCAACGUUUUAUAACCUGCCGUUCAUUAUGUUCGCGGUGCUGGCGUUCACGUCAGGGUUCCUUGUGCUGCUGACUCCAGAGACCCUCGGCACCAAGCUGCCAGACACGCUGGAGCAGGCGAACAACCUGGGCACUUCUAAACAACAGAACUAUACGAGUAAUUAAUACCCAAGCCUUUUAAUAUCUGAAAAUGUGUACAAGUACAUAGACUCCGAAACACUCACUUCUCACGAAGUAGUCGGAGUGUCUACUGCCAUACACUGGCUCCGUGUUAUUACUUAAUGCUUUGACCGAUUCAGGAAUCACACUAGACUACCGAGCUAGGCAACCCUAUGUAUGUAUAAUGAUUAAGUUAGCAAGUAUUUGCGAGUCUCAUUACAGAAGUCUGUACGAAUAUUGAUAUUCUAACAAACAAUAACCUAUUUGUUAUCACAUUUGUCGAACUCUGUUUGUACAAUAAACAUGUAACUUUGUA
Spodoptera litura is the source of this 2310-nucleotide messenger RNA. RefSeq names its product organic cation transporter protein-like. Gene Ontology annotation, biological process: transmembrane transport. The record is from RefSeq and is a predicted model, not a curated record. Gene Ontology annotation, cellular component: membrane. Gene Ontology annotation, molecular function: transmembrane transporter activity. NCBI's taxonomy places the organism in Eukaryota, Metazoa, Arthropoda, Insecta, Lepidoptera, Noctuidae.